Castor canadensis (American beaver) is the source of this 3192-nucleotide messenger RNA. The record is from RefSeq and is a predicted model, not a curated record. NCBI's taxonomy places the organism in Eukaryota, Metazoa, Chordata, Mammalia, Rodentia, Castoridae.
AUGACCCAGCAAAAGGAUUCUACUUCAGGCCGCAUCAAAGCUGGCAUGACCUGGGUUCCAGCUGGUCCUGGAGACAUUUGUUUGCAGAAUUACCCUCUCACAAUGGCAGAGAAAUCCCAAGGAUCUGACAAGCCUCAAGAAGGCCAGGAAAAGAGCAAGCGAGAGAUUUUGAGGUACACCAAGACAGCCUGGAUGCCUUUGGAUGGGCAACUGUUUUCUGCUUCUGAGGAAGAAAACCAGACUUUCACCAUCCCCAUCCUGGAACAUUCCAAACAGGAAAGCAUCCAGCAGUGGCUGGACUCUGGAUUCUUUGUCUCUGUAAAUGAAAACUUUCAGCAAGUCAUCGAUUCCACUGGUUCUUUGCAUGAACAAGGAAUGGUUCAAAUGACUGUGAAAGACUACAUGAGAUCUCUGCAUCAGUUUUCAGAAACUCCUACCCUAUCCAGAGGAACCAGUUUCAAUUCUUGCCAUUCUACAACAAGUGUACCACAAAGCAUUCCUGAAUGGCUGGAAUUUUGGGAAAAAGAUCCAGUAGAGAUUCUCUUGGAUCUGGGGUUUGGCGCUGAUGAGCCAGACAUCUGCACACAAAUUCCAUCCAGGUUCCUUGGUUGUGGUUCAGCAGCCCGAGGUAUCAACAUCCAUGUUUUUCUUGAAGCUCAGAAGCAGCGAAUGGACAUUGAGAACCCUAACUUGUAUGGCCGAUUCCAACAGCUGGAGAUCCUGGACCAUAUAACAAACGCCUUCUCCUCUUUGCUGAAUGAUGGUAACACCCUACAGAGCAAAGUUGAAGAGAAAGCUGGAGGAGAGAGUGUACAAAAAGCUUUGGUGAAUGGGGCUAAUGAGCAUCGAAGAAGAAUGAGUAGACUUUUAAGGAGAGCUUCAAAACAGGACAUCAGGAGGGACUGUAGCCCACAAGCAUCAGAAUCUUUCAAAAUGCAGAAUGGGUUUUCCAUCCAAUAUGCCAAUCCAAGGAAGACUGGAUCAGACUUACCUGUGGCCUCCAUCAGCCACUGCCAACAUCAUGGGUCUUCUUCUGCAGACCAUCAGUGUGUACAAGCCUGUGAUGACUUGGCACCUUGUCACCCUCCACGAGCACCUCUGGGCAAGCAAUGGUCUUGCUCAUCCAUGCUGGUCAAGAAGCCCCCUCCUUCCUGUGUGUCUGAGGGAUUGGUCAGGGACAGAACUCAGAGGGAGAACUGGAUUUACAGGAAUAAGCUCAAGAAUUUUUCUCAUCUUGCGGGUAAAGGACCAGAAUCCUUUGAAAUGGAGGAGGUCCAAAGCUUCGAAGAAGAGACUGGUAACCCCCUCGACAUGGCUUCAGGAACUGCAGGCACCAAGAUGAACAGAGCCAACAGCUGUCAAUCAGACAGCAGUGGGUUUCUGGAGGAGCCACAGGAGCCUCUACCCCUCCAGGUAGAAGGGGUUGGAACAGGGCCCCCAAGCUCUCCCCACAACCAGAGUCCUGCAGAGAAUGGAGGUAGAAAAUCAAGAGAUCAGAGCCAUAGCUCAGUAUCAUCCCAGGACUGUCAGCAAGAGUCAGAUGGCUCCGAUUCCAAAAGCAUGGUGAGCACAUCUCUUUCCAGCCAAGACUGGAGUGUCUUGGAAGAAAAGGUCUCAGCUUCGGUGGUAAAGGAAGAGCCUCAUCUUGGGAUCACAGAAGGAUCACCAAAGAUGUUGACCACAGAUAUGUCCUUUCCCAAGACCACCACUGGAUAUGAACACCUAGGAGAAGAUGCUCAAUAUGAGGGUGAUGGAACCAUGGUUGCUUCCACAUAUCAUGGCCCUAUGGGGCUCAUGGUAAUCAAUGUCACAGAAAAAAAGAACCUGAGGCCUGAGGGAGCUGGCAAGUUACUCAUGAAAAGGCAUUACAAUGAAUCUCGAAGGUUGCCUGGGAGGGAUCCCACUCAAGACAAGUUCUCUUCUGUGGAUUCUGAGGUCCCAGGAGCAGAGGAAAACAGCAGGCUCUGUCCUGACACCAAAGACACCUUCCUGAUACAAAAGAGGCCACCAGAGUAUAUUCCCAAGCACAGAGAAUUUAUGCCCUAUACAGUUGACCUUGUUCAAACAUCUGAUAAGUUCAUUCCCCACCUUGAUAAACUGCCUGGAGAUGCUCUGACUGACUCAAACACUGGCAGCUGCAGGUCGGUGACAACCCAGAUGUCCUCCAAUCUGGUGUCAGCUCCUCAGAGUUCUGUGAUCUUGGGGACUGACUGUAAAGGAGCAUCUUUGGAAUGCACUCUGUGUGACCCUAUUACUGUAACAGGACAGAGACUGGACACAGAAGCAAGACAGCUCAGUGAUGUUUCUGUUCAGACAUGUGAACCUAAGCCUCAGCAUUACUACUGUUCAUCCCCAUGUUACCAGGCCUCCACUCGUGGACCCCGGCCUCUCACCAAAUCAGUCUCUCUGGAUACAGGUUUCUCUUGUACUUACCCAACAUGCACCUGCCAUACCAUGCCUGCCCAUUCCUGCAGCUACUGUCAUGACCAUGCCCACUGCCAUGGGGAGGCACAAAGUCUGAGCCCUGCUUCUUCAGCCUUCAGGCAUUGCCUGUGGUCACAUGCAGAGCAUCUGGAAGCCCAGUUCAUGAAGACCUUGAAAGUCCUUCAAGACACCAUCAUGAGGGAGCUAUGUUCUUGCACACUGUAUGAGAUGGAAACAAUGAGGACGGUCUGCCAGAGUUUCCGGGAGCAUUUAGAGGAAAUUGGACAAUACCUUGGAGGACACCAGGCACUCUUUUCCAGGAACAUGUCAGAGGAGGAAAGGGAAGAGGCCAAACAGCUCCAAAUUUUACGUGAGGCCCUACGGCAGCAGGUGGCUGAGCUGGAGUUUCAGUUAGGAGACCGGGCUCGGCAAAUCAGACAAGGAAUCCUAUUGAAGCUAGAGCUUUUCACAGGAGAGCCAGAGGAACAUCGUAUUAAUCUGCAACACUGUGACUGGACAGAAGGAAAAAAUGGCCAAAAGUCACAUGCUCAAACCCACCCUGCCAUGGUCCCUGAGCCUGUCUUUCCUCCUGACAGUGACCAACAGGCUGUCUGCUCAGGAGAGACCCAGAUGGCUGUCUUUGUUCCACCUUCCCUCAUGACGGCAACCAGCACCAGGAUCUCUCCCCAGUCACCAGCUUGGGCAGAGUCAAGUCCAGACCUUUCUUCAAGUUGUUCUGCUGGAGAGAAGGAUGCAAAUGUCCUCUAG